Myotis lucifugus (little brown bat) is the source of this 2181-nucleotide messenger RNA. RefSeq names its product calcium-binding mitochondrial carrier protein SCaMC-1-like. Gene Ontology annotation, biological process: transmembrane transport. Bases 1 to 2013 code for a protein of 670 amino acids. The transcript is spliced from 10 exons. Lineage: Eukaryota; Metazoa; Chordata; Mammalia; Chiroptera; Vespertilionidae. The record is from RefSeq and is a predicted model, not a curated record. Gene Ontology annotation, molecular function: calcium ion binding; ATP transmembrane transporter activity.
AUGGCGGAAACGCACGCUGUCCCAGGAGACAAAGGGAACUGUGUCGAGAUGGAGGGCCUGGUCCUCAGUGUCUACACAGGCCCAGGAUUAAACCGGGCAAGGGUUUCAAAGCGCCCCCUGGAUGUUGUGACUAAGACAUUAGGUAGGGCGGUGGCGGCUGAGAUGAGGCUGCAGUGGCGCCAGGAGAAAAGUGGGAGGGUCAGUGGGGCCCAACUGCAGGGCGAUGACCUUCCCUGGGAGGAGCGGUGGCACCAGGUCAGAGCAACUCACCUGCCACAGGCAUGGAGUCAGCGCCGGGAGAUGCUGGACACGGAGCUGCACUUCCAGGCCCCACACCACCUUCUACUUCCGGGUCAACCGGAAGUACCGUCCUGGUUGGCACCACGCUUUCCAGCUUCCGGUUGCGUGGUGCUUGGCAGGGAGGCCGUGUGCCCGAGGGUCCUGUCUGAGCGCGCCCGCCCGCCCGAGAGCCCAGAGGCGCGGGUAUCCUGGCCCCGGGAGGCUCGGAACCCGGAACCACAGUGGCUCUGCCAGGCGGUUGCCAUGGCCGCGCUGACGGCUUGGAUCAGCCUCCUGGCGGCGGCGGCGUCGUGGAGGCGGCGGCAGGUGGCGCAGCCGGAGGGCGGGGCCGCCUCGCCGGGGCCCAGAGGCCAGGCGGCUUUGCGGGCCUGGCCCCCACCGGCCGGCACCAGAGGGGCCCUGCGGCGCCAGCUGCGGGGCUUCGUGCUGCCCACGGCCGCCUGCCAGGAGGACGAGGACAUCUUCCCCUACAAGAUCCUCUUCCAAGACCUUGACCGCAACGGGGACGGGGUGGUGGACAUCACGGAGCUCAGCGAAGGGCUGAAAAACUGGAGCUCCACGUUUGGCCUGCAGUCGGAGAAGGACAUUUUUAAAGCUGGAGAUACCAAUGCUGAUUCAGGAUUGGACUUCCAAGAAUUUUUGCAAUACCUUAAAGACCAUGAGAAAAAAAUGAGGCUGGCAUUUAAGAGUCUGGACUUAAAUAAUGAUGGAGUAAUAGAAACUUCAGAAAUAAUCACUGCUUUGAAGUCACUGGGUGUAGAUAUUUCUGAAGCUCAGGCAAAAAAUAUUCUCCAAAGCAUGGACAGUGAUGGAUCAAUGACAGUAGACUGGGAUGAAUGGAAGUACUACUUUUUACUUCAUCCCGCAAAAAGUAUCGAUGAAAUUGCUGGCUUCUGGAAGCGUUCUACUAUAAUUGACAUAGGGGAGAGCAUAGCUAUUCCAGAUGACUUUACUGUGGAAGAAAAGAGUUCUGGACAUUGGUGGCGGCAUAUGGUGGUAGGAGGAAUAGCUAGCGCCAUUUCAAGGACGUGCACGGCACCUUUUGAUCGCUUGAGAGUCAUGAUGCAGGUUCAUAGUUUAGAGCCAACGAGAAUGAAGUUAAUUGGUGGGUUUGAGCAGAUGAUAAAAGAAGGAGGAAUUCGUUCUCUUUGGCGAGGAAAUAGUGCAAAUGUUUUAAAAAUUGCACCUGAGAUGGUCAUCAAGUUCGGGGCCUAUGAACAGGUAAUAAAGACCAGACUGACUGUGGGUAGAACUGGACAGUACUCAGGGAUUAUUGAUUGUGGCAAGAAGCUUCUGAAACAAGAAGGUGUUAGAACCUUUUUCAAAGGCUAUGUCCCUAACUUGCUAAGCAUUAUACCUUAUGCAGGCACAGACCUCACUGUUUUUGAGCUUUUGAAGAACUAUUGGCUCGAACAUUAUGCAGGAAGCUCUGUAGACCCCGGCUUAAUGAUUUUGCUGGGAUGUAGCACGCUGUCGCACACCAGUGGUCAGAUAGCCAGCUUCCCUCUGACCCUUCUUAGAACACGCAUGCAGGCUCAAGCACAGAAGGAAAAAACAACAACUAUGAUUCAUCUCAUUCAAGAUAUAUAUUACAAAGAAGGAAAAAUGGGCUUUUUCAGGGGCCUCACCCCAAAUAUCAUAAAAGUGCUGCCUGCAAUAUUCAUAAGCUGUGUGGCCUAUGAAAUACUGAAAAGACCGUUUGGAUUAACGUAGAAGUGAAAUGUGAAAUUGUUGUCAUUACUGUAAUCACUUAAUUGUAAGAUAAUGCCUGGGUUAUAAAGAGAAACUGAUCUCUUCCUAAAAGGAAAGAAAGUAUCAAAUAAUUGUUAAAACAUUUUCUCUUCAUGUUUUCUAGUAUAAAACCUAUAAAUGAAAUAAUCA